Molecule: messenger RNA, 7360 nt
Organism: Centropristis striata (black sea bass)
Lineage: Eukaryota; Metazoa; Chordata; Actinopteri; Perciformes; Serranidae
Gene: nacc1a
Product: nucleus accumbens associated 1, BEN and BTB (POZ) domain containing a
Exons: 8
Coding region: 540-2240 (566 amino acids)
Biological process (GO): regulation of transcription by RNA polymerase II
Molecular function (GO): protein binding; RNA polymerase II cis-regulatory region sequence-specific DNA binding; DNA-binding transcription factor activity, RNA polymerase II-specific
Source: RefSeq, a predicted model, not a curated record
GGAGGUCUGUGCCGGUGUCCUUAGUUAGCGCUGUGGAUUGUGGGUUGAUGAUGAACGGUCCAGUUGAUACGGGACAAAUAAAGUUUGGAUAAGUAGGCCUGUGCCACUUAGGGGAAGGGUCCAAGUUGGCACUGUCAAAAACUUUAUUUAGCCGAUCCAAGCAUUUUUUUUGUGAAAUGUAGCAGUGGGAUGGUUGUACUUAAAUGGUUAACUUCAGAGCUCCUCUCUCAAAUAUGCGUAAAUAGGAUGGCAGUGAGGUUUUUUUGGCAUGGCAGCUCCUGAGCGCCGGUUGUGAAGAAUUGUGCCUUGUUGUGCGCCCACCCCCCGCUCCGUGCCGCACUGGUUCCGUCUGGCUCGCCCUCAGCUGCUGCGUGUCCUGGGAUGACCUGUUGAUGUCGGUAGAAUGGAGAAUGGCAGGGGGAGCGAUUUCCCCCAUCACCAAAAUAUUUAAAUAAGCAACAUUUGGGCUUGACAACCGGCGUCGCAGCACAGAUAGCUCGUCAGACAGCCAACCCUUCGGUGGUGUGCGUAGGCGCACCAUGGCCCAGACCCUCCAGAUGGCGAUCCCAAACUUUGGCAACAAUGUUUUAGAGUGUCUGAAUGAGCAGCGGCUGCAGGGCCUCUACUGCGAUGUCUCCGUGGUGGUCAAGGGCCACGCCUUCAAGGCCCAUCGAGCUGUGCUGGCUGCUAGCAGUUCUUAUUUCCGGGACCUUUUCAGCAGCAGCAAUAGUGGAGGUGGUAGCAGCGCUGAAGCCAGCCCAACUGUAGUGGAGCUACCGUCGGCUGUGCAGCCCCAGAGUUUCCAGCAGAUUUUAUCUUUCUGCUACACAGGCCGCCUCAGCAUGACGGUGGGAGACCAGUUUCUCCUCAUGUAUACUGCUGGCUUCCUGCAGAUCCAGCAGAUCAUGGAAAAAGGCACUGAGUUCUUCCUCAAGGUCUCCUCCCCCAGCUGUGACUCCCAAGGUCUUCAGGCUGAGGAGACCCCUCCUUCUGAGCCCCAGAGCCCUGUGACACAGACCAGUAACGGUGCAGGCCGACCCGCCUCCUGCCUGACGCCGCUCCCACUGGUAUCACGAGUGAAGACAGAGCAGCCCUCCAGCCAGCCGGAAGCCGCCACUCCUUACUCCGUGGUCUGCACUCCGGUAGCCAAGCGGCUGUGGGAGGGUGGCAGCAGCCGAGAUGGAGGCGGGGUCGGCUCAGGGGGAGGAGGCGGAGCCAGAAAGGCAGCCCGUUAUUCCCAGGAGGCGGUGCGGGGCAGUGCCAUUCAGAGCCCCGGAGCCCUGGGACUGGCCAUGGGCAUGGGUGCCAACGCAACCAGCCUGGUGGGCAUGGUGGCCAGUGGUGGUGCCGGCACCAACGGGAACGCUGCAGCGGGCCCCGGCAUGUCAGAGGGGGCCAGCCCCGGCACUCUGAGCACCUACGCCAGUGACUCACCCAUCAGCUACCAUGAUGAUGAAGAAGAGGAAGAAGGGACAGAUGAAUGUGCUGAAGAGCAGUACAGGCAAAUCUGCAACAUGUAUACCAUGUACAGCAUGCUCAACAUGGGAGCUGCAGCAGCUGGUGAGCGUGUCGAGGCUCUGCCAGACCACACAGAGACGCGGGGUCGGAUGCGAGGCAGAGAUCUUACAUGUCUCCCUGCAGAACUCAUCGCUCAGAUAGGCAACCGGUGUCAUCCCAAACUGUACGAGGAAGGAGACCCUGCUGAGAAACUAGAGUUAGUCUCAGGUACUUCUGUGUAUAUAUCUCGAGCCCAGCUAAUGAACUGUCAUGUGAGCGCGGGGACCAGACACAAGGUGCUGCUCAGGAGGCUGCUGGCUGCCUUCUUUGACAGGAACACUCUGGCCAACAGCUGUGGAACAGGCAUCCGCUCAUCCACCAACGACCCGAGCCGCAAGCCGCUGGACAACAGAGUUCUGCAUGCGGUCAAAUUUUAUUGCCAGAACUUUGCCACCAGCUUCAAAGAGAGCGAGAUGAAUGCCAUCGCAGCGGACAUGUGCACCAACGCCCGCCGCGUGGUCCGUAAGAGCUGGAUCCCCAAGCUGAAGCUCCUGAUGGCCGAGAGCGACGCCUACACCGCUUUCCUCCCUGACGGCGUCAAGAUGGAGGACGACACCCUCGGGGCGGACCCGGGCUUCGACCCUGCCUCUCUGGAGGCCGCCGGCGGUGCUGGCAUGGAGUCCGGUGGCUCUUCAGGUGAAUCGCUACCAGGUGGGGGCGUCGACGGAGGACCGUUAUUUUGAACAUUGUGUCCGGGGGGGGGGGGGGGGAGUUUAAAUUUGGUGACACACGUACCAGUAUUCCCCAGCUCUGCUUGCCUCCUCACUCUUUGGCCCACGCUGAUCUCUCACAUGUGACUGUCUAUACUACACUGCUAGGGUCAACAGCUGCUGUUGCCCUGAUGUAACCAGGACAUGAAAACUUUAAUUUUUGCUUUACGACUGUACAAUGGAGUCAGUUGAGGAAAGGGAGAGUGAGAGGGUUUUCUCUCUGCCUCCCCUUGUCUUUUUAAGGUGUGUAAGCGCAUCCACUGUUACAUAUUAAAUACAUUCCCUGAAAUGCAGGUGUUGGGGAGAGCUGCUAGUGCAGCUUGAGGAGGAAGAAGGGAUGGCUGGUUGGAUAGGAGUAGAGGUGGCAGGUAUAUUGAAUGUAAGUGUCAGCGGCAUUUCUCUCUAUGCAACCCUGACGACUUGUAUUCCAGCCUGUAGGAAAAAGGAACUAAAUUUCAAAUAGAUACAAGAGUUAACACUACCUGUUCUUCCUCCCCUUGCAUCUUCCACUCAUCACCCUGCAAGUACUCUUCACCACAUCACCUUUCUCCAGACCAGAGAAUCUCACCUGAGUGUUUCACUGUGCAGUGUCUUAUAGGAAUUUAUCUCAUCUUUAUGUUUUCUAAAUUCAAAGCACGUUUCUCUGUCUAUAAGCUGAGCAAGUGAUCCAGAGAGAAGGGGGAAAGCUUUUUACUAAGAUGAUUGUAAAGAAAAUUUAAAGGGCAACAGGUAAUCAAAGAUGGUCAUAUUUUUAGAAGACAAACUAUAUUUAUACAAGCACCCAUGCCUGGAACGGCGUGAGCAAAGAGAGUGAGAGGGAUUGUUUUAAAAUCUCGAUCUUCAUGUUUUAUUGAAAGAGGUCUUGUCAAAUAAGGAAAAAAGUGCUAUUUUUGCAUAAAAAGGAGUAUAAUAAAGCAGUCUUAUCAUAAGACCCAUAGUCAUUUAUUUUUAUCUUUAUUUGACAGUGCAGAGUGAUGGAAUGAGCAGUUGAACUGCUAAAUUUGAAGCAUUUCAUCUUCUGUUCACUAGCUUGAAAAGGAAUAAUAAGACUGAUUCAGCUGGCUUGACUGUUGUCUACCAUAACCACUUGUUGUUAGGUUGCAAACCUGCAACGUUUGCCUCCUUCAGUAAAACAACAACCCGUGAUUUUGAAGAUUACUCGUAGAAAUGUAAAGGUUAUAUCGAUUCUACCAACUCUGCUAGUUUUUUCUUUGUACUGAAAUUAUCGAAAAGAAAAGAAAACUUCUGACAAAUGCAAAAGUCACAGGAAAUAAUUAUGGAAUAUUGGAACGUGCCUUUUUAAUUUAAGUCCGUAAGCAGAAGCCUGGUGGGAACAGUGAUGUCAUGAGGAGGCAAUAUUGCUCAAAGCAAAUAGGCUUUAUGGUACGAUCCAUGUGUGUUUGGGAAAGAAGGAGAACCCGAGUUGUCUUUAAGUAUGUAGUUUAUUCAUGUAUCUGAUUCACCACCUCUUUAAUAAGGAAAUUCAAAAUGGCUGAUAGUUAUAUUUAAGAGUUUGCAAUGAUUUUUCACCUUCCAUGAGAGUGGAGGUUUCUGCACCUUAAUGAGAAGAACCAGUGGUUCAUGCACCUUUUUGACAAAUGUUGUGUAGCAGUUGAACCCCUUUCAGUGGAAUUUGUCUAUUUUCUUCUUUUUCUUUUUCUCUCCAUGUCUGUCUGUGUUUCUUGUUUAGAAGUGGCACAAAUUCCUACUGUAAAUAAUCAAGACGACUGUUGAGUUAAAUCCCAAGUGUUCUUCCUUUCUGUUGCUGGAUGCAUGUGAUUAUGAAAUGUCAACAACUGAGCUUUUUUUUAAUAUAUGUGAAAGUUUGUGUUUGUUUGAAUGGCCUGUAAGAGGUCAGAACAGGGGAUUCAUUCAUCCUGUUGUGGAUGGAUAGAAGUGAAAAUGGUCCAGGUGUGACUUAGGAGUGUGUUCUUAACCUGAUAUCCUCUCACAUGCUUCUAAAAAAGGAUUUAUUUUCCUGAAGACAGAGAUGGGGUAAAAACCAAGAAGGGUAUGAUGCUUCUUGAGUCAAUAACUAGAAGCAUGAAAGAUAGAGCUCAACCUAUUUUUAUUUUUGAUUAAAACUACAAGGAUGGCUUUACUGAAACAGUUUGACCUGGUGAUAUGUAGACAGAACAAUAAUGCAGUACCUUGUAAGUAUUCUCUAAAGGGUAAUGACAACAAAACCUCAGUAUGCUCUGCAUUUGACUGUAAAUGCCACACGAGCACCCCUCCCCCACUUCACUUACCUCUACAGUAUCUUUGAAGACUGUUGUGCUUCCUGUGCUUCACACAGCUGGUGUCACGUUUCAUUUCCACAAGUUUAUUCAUGCGUUUCAGCGAGAGGCAAAGCAGUGGUUUUAGGUGGCUCAACCCAAAUUAGAAUAUCUUGAUACGUUGAAUUUGUUUAGUGGCUUUUAACUGGGCCACGUUUACAGUUUAAAGUACAUCUGUAUGUUUCUCCCCAAUAGGUUUUAACUUAAAUCACAAUUUCACAUUUUCAUUAUAUCAGACUUUUUCAAAAUACAUUUGACACCUUAACACCUGAUUCUUAGAUUACUGCUUUAUGUACACAGCAAAAAAGGUGUGUCUAAAAACAAGAUACACUAAAUCUGAGGGAAAUGAUCUUGCUGCAUGGACAGAUAAUUUCGCUUGACAAGAUUUCUUAAAUUAAGAUUAUUAAAUCUAGAAAUAAGCAUGUUGAACGCUUAAAAUAAGAAAUUAACUUGUAAAACAAGAUAAAUGAUCUUACACUUCUAAAUAUAUAUAUUUUUUUUAUCUUGGUAAGAAACAAAUAAUUGUCAGUGCACUCUGCUCCGGCCAGUUCAUCGCUGCUUGCAGCUUUAAUUUGUCUUGUUUUAAGAGUUAAUUUCUUAUUUUAAGCGUUCAACAUGCUUAUUUCUAGAUUUGAAAAGAUUUCUUAAAUUAAGAUUGUUAAAUCUAGAAAUAAGCAUGUUGAACGCUUAAAAUAAGAAAUUAACUCUUAAAACAAGAUAAAUUAUCUAACACUUCAAAAUCUAAAGUUUUUUUUUUAUCUUGGUAAGAAACAAAUAAUUGUCAGGUCACUCUGCUCGGGCCAGUUCAUCACUGCUUGCGGCUUUAAUUUAUCUUGUUUUAAGAGUUAAUUUCUUAUUUUAAGCGUUCAACAUGCCUAUAUCUAUAUUUAACAAUCUUAAUUUAAGAAAUCUUGUCAAGUGAAAUUAUCUGUCCAUGCAGCAAGAUCAUUUCCCUCAGAUUUAAUGUAUUUAUCUUGUUUUUAGACACACCUUUUUUGCAGUGUACAGAUGAAGGACCAAGAGACAUCAAUCACUAGAAUUGAACUGAGGCAGUUUUGGGAUCAUUCAACCUAACAAUGAAACUUAAAGGGACAGUUCAUUCCAAAAUUAAAAACACAUAAUUUCCUUAUUUCCUGUAGUGCUAUUUAUUAAUCUAGACUGUUGGAGAUAUUGGCCGUACAUAUGUCUACAUUCUCUCAAAUACAAUGAAACGACGUGGCUUGUGGCGCUCAAAAUACUCGAGUAAUACAUUUGAAAAACUCUACAGCAAUGUCUCUUUCCAGAAAUCAUGACUCCCGUUACUCAGUUUCAUGUAGGAAAAUGUUUUAUAUGUCUCCAACACUUCAGACAACAACAAUCUGGAUUAGCACACACAUUAAAGUAUCAAAAGUAAUUCGCUAUGCAGAAUGGCUUCACUCAAUUAUUGAUGCAUUUAUAUGAGCAGCAUUUUCAUUUUCCUCAACAUAGGGCUCAUUUAACUACUUAGUAUACUGUUAUGAGGUUUAAAAAAAAUAAGAAGUCUAAUCACUUUUAAUUGAUCAUGUUUUUUAUAUUAAUCCUCCUGUUAUGUCUCUUUCCAGAAAUCAUGACUCAUGUAGGAAAAUGUUUUAUAUGUCUCCAACACACAACAGCAAUCUGGAUUGGCUCUGGAUAGGCACUACAGUUAAAAGGAAAAAAACAAUCUGUCCCUUUUUAUUAUGUUAAAAUAAUGUUAAUAUCUCAUUCAGCAUAAUGGCUAUUAAAUAUGUCAUAUUCCUGCCUAAAGAAAUAAUCCAGGUGUAACAACAGCCAAUUGCUGUUGAAAAGUCUGCAUUUAGUUCCACUAUUACAGGACUGUUGUUAAGUAUGUCCUUAACAAGAUUUUAAACUAUUAAAAAACAAAGAGUCUGCUAGGAAAAAAAACAGAAAUCUAAAAAUAAAGUGGAGAAGCUUUUAAAGAGACACAUCUUCCAGUCCCCGUGUUAAACAAUGCCCUACUGAAUGACUUGCACUGUGAGUCACUGAAUAGAGCUGAAUAACCACCAGUGAAUCAGCGUUGAUUCUAAGGAAGCCAUGUUAGUGUGCUGUGACAACACAGCAGCCCCAGUCCAAACACAGAAAUGUCCACAGCAUUGACCCAGUCAGGACAUCCUGCUACUGCGCCUCAUGAGCCUCGAGUAGAAAUCACUACGGUUACGGUACUUGUCAGGGUUUUACGUAUAUUUAAGUUCCCUACUCACAAUUUACCUGCACACUGCUUCAUCUGCAAUAGCUGUGUGUUUCACUUAAUGUGCAUUUUAUUUUUUUGUCAGUAAGCAAACUGUAUGUUUACACUUCACAAAACAUGUAGACCUACACACUUGAAUGGAUAAGGUGUGGCACGGCAUGGGGAACCUUUUGUCACUAAACAGUAUAUAUAUAUAUAUAUAUAUAUAUAUAAAUAUGAUUUUACACAUGUAUAGAUAAAUACUGUAUAUUAUAUAUAGACGCACACAUAGAGGUCAGAUUGUUUGUUGUGCACUCGCAGCAUGAGGUAUAUAUUUACCCAGAAACGGCGCUUUCUUCACAACCUGUGCAGUAAUUGGACUGCCCAUGUCUUUGCCCCUGCUCCUUGCCCUGUGUAACCCUGUAGCACCAGUGGACAUCCUGUACUGCUCAUCCUAUUUCUUUCUGUGUUCCAAGUGCCAAUAACUUUGUGAAAGCCCUGUAACUGUGACCCAACAUUAUAAAAGGUAAUUGCACAUUAACAACUGUAAGAUAAAUAAAUACAAAUCAUAGAGAAAAUGUUAAAGAUGGAUUAAAUAAUGAAUAUCUUAAUAAAAGAUUUGUAACAAUUUC